UCCUGAGGCAGGGAAUUUUUCUGUCCCUUAAGUUAUAAGUCGUUCCACCAUUGCUCAUUUUUUCGAAGUCUCCUCUCCAGCUGAAACAGUGUCAUGUCGGAACAAUUUGAGGAAGCUGUCUUUGGUCUCCGCUGGAAUAACAAUGUAUCUGUAGCGCUCUUUACCGUGAUGUCCUAUGAGUACCUUCUUCUCUUGGACAAGGAGAUUAAGUAUGUCUGGAAGAGACCAUGGUCAUUGAUGUCAUGUCUCUACCUCGUUGUUCGAUAUCUUGGUCUUUCCCUUGCAAUACUUUGGGGCAUAUGGGGAGGAAUGUUGUAUAUGCCUGAACAAGUGAGCUACGAUCUUGUUGUUGUAUUGGAAUGGGGCACUUCUGUGUAUUUUUGCUUUGCGGAAGCCAUUCUCAUCUGGCGUCUUUACGCAUUGUGCAACCAAUCCAAACUCCUUCUUUAUGUUCUAGGGGGUUCGUUCUUGCCUAUCGUCGCACUCUUGAUAGGGACAGAUAUCUAUUUGUAUAGCCGACCUAACGCGUUCUCUGUCGUAGAGUUGGUAACUCCGAACACAAAGUACUGCACCUUUUCCUUCAAUAUGGGGCCGAUGCCUGCGAUCUACACUUCCAUCCCCAUCGUGUGCUAUGACAUCUUCUUAGUUAUUCUCGCAGUUGUCACCCUCGUGAGACACCUCAAAGAACGGAGGGAAUACAGAAUGAGGCCUAAUUCCUAUAUGGUAAUGAUCGUCCGACAUCAUAUCAUGUACUUCAUCCUGAAUUUGACAAACCAAAUAUUAAUGGUGAUAAUAUGGGCUCACAUUCCGACGGCGGCAACGGCUCUCUCGACGUUUUUCAAUAGUACCGUGCCAUUCAUUCUCGCGCCCCGUCUUAUCAUCAGCAUUUGGGACACGCAUGCCCAGGACAACUGUGUGUAUGUCAGUACACCGUUUGCAGAUUGUGUAUGUUGGACUUCGCCGGCAAGGUUCGAGCAGCACGAGAUGGACUCUGACGUCCCAUUAACUUGUUGUGCUGGGUCUGUCUUGCGUUAGUGUAGUGGUGGAAUCAACAUCCGACAAGUACUAGAAGUGUACAAUAGCGCAUCGAAGAC
Suillus clintonianus is the source of this 1094-nucleotide messenger RNA. RefSeq lists its product as uncharacterized. The coding region runs from base 94 to 1035 and encodes 313 amino acids. The record is from RefSeq and is a predicted model, not a curated record. NCBI's taxonomy places the organism in Eukaryota, Fungi, Basidiomycota, Agaricomycetes, Boletales, Suillaceae. The transcript is spliced from 13 exons.